CCGUUAACGGUCGUAACGGUUUGGCGCGGGGGGUGGGGGGCACGGGCUGAGGGCUCCGCCUUCGUGCGCCCCCCGCACCUGGAGCGCCGGCGGCGGGGCGAAGGGGCAGCAAGAAGAGUUGUGUAUGUGAUGCUGGGUUCACGUAGCAAGGAGUGACAGAAAAAGUGCUAGUCACAUGUAAUAUAUUUCAGAUCAUGUUUCGUUAAAAGUGCUGAGGAGCACCCAGAACUCUGAAGACAGCAGUUUUGUGCAAGAUAAGAAUGUUCCUUAAAGAAGCUGAUGGAGGAUAGAGCUCAAGAGUGCCUGUCAGACACUGGCAGCAUAAGAUGACACCGUAGUCUAGUCUGAAAUUAAGGUAUUUAGCAGCCAACAGCAUUGCACGCUUCUUUAAAUGGAGGUGAAUGCUUUGUGGAAGUGAGAUGAGGGGAAGGUUCCACUGGAGUAUAACCAGCUUUGGAUACCUUUGGAAGGCAGGAUUGAAAAAGCUGAGAACAUCUUCCAUUCAGUACUCCAAGAGCAUCUGUACCAUCAUUUUCUGUCUCAGUAACACGUAUUCUGUGCAGCUGAGAACAUCAGUUAUCACAGUCUGUUAUCCUUGAGUGGGGAAUGCUGAGGACCACCUGAGUCAAGAACUCUGCCAACACAGAGUGGGAGACCAUCUCUUCAGUUGUCUUUAAAAAUAAAGAUUUAAAAAAAAAAAAAAAAAAAAGCAGGCCCUGGAAACAGGAGACAAAAUUUCAAACCACCAAGUACCGGUUCUGUGACCUGACAACCAGCUGAUCAGUAUUUGAUGGAAAGAACUCAGCUUGUUCCAAGAGCUAAUGUUUUUCCAAGUUCGUCUCACUUACCUCUGGCUCAUCCCACAAGCAUACGGUAUUUCAGAAAGCAGAGUUCCAAUGUUGGACAGGAAUAACAUUUGGAUUCCGUUUUGACACACACUGUCUACACAGACAGUAUUUCUUGUUCUUGGACCUAUAUAGUUCUUCUAUGCUAUGUUUGUAUUAUAAGUGAAAGAUGCUGUACCGAGGCUUUACAGAUUCUAGGGCAUAAAGGACGUAAACAAUAAUCCCAGAGGUUCAUCUGUCCUGGAGCAGACAUUGAAACUGAGCUACUAUGUGACUAAAAGAACUGAGUGCGUCUAAUGCUGCAAUGGAGUCCAUGGAUGAAGCUGAAGGACAACAAGGACAGCUGAGCAGGAAAGAGCAGUCCCUGAAAGCCUCCCAGAAAACAGCACUGCUUGGUUGGGCUGCCUGGUGGAAUGGAUUCAUGACUGGAGACAGCAUGUGUCUGUUUGUCCUCUCGCAGAUACUGCUUCUCUGCAUGAUGCUGUGGUACAGCACUUAUGGGACCAUCCCAGCAGCUCAGAAUGCCUUUGACCUGCUGUCUUACCUGCUUACCCCAUUUGAACGAUUUUUGUCAGGUCAGGGGGAGGACCUGACUAGAAUUGGGAGUGUUGUGGUAUCAUAUAUCCUGCUCUCUUUAGCAUCUCUAGGACUGCUACUUGUAGGAUCUCUGUUUUGGCAUCUGCUCAGAGCCCGUCCAGAUCCCCCCUUUCCGCUACAAGAGGACAGACGCCAAUCUGUGAGCCGGCAGCCUUCAUUCACGUACUCAGAGUGGACAGAGGAUAAAAAUGAGGAUGACUUCCUAGAUUUGGAUCCCGUACCAGAGACCCCGGUCUUUGACUGCGUAAUGGACAUUAAAGCGGAGACAGAUCCAGCUACUCUAACGGUUAAAUCCGUGGGCUUGCAAGAAAGGAGAGGUUCAAAUGUUUCACUCACGCUAGAUAUGUGUACCCCAGGCUGUUCUGAGCAAGGUUUUGGCUAUAUCAUGUCACCACGGGAACAGUCAGCUCAAGAAUACCUCCAGACAGCAUCAAACAUUCUUACUGAAGAGGAACUGCACAAGAAAGCACUGGAUCCUUUCAUACUCCAGGCAGAGUUCUUUGAAAUUCCAAUGAAUUUUGUUGAUCCAAAGGAUGAUAUUCCAGGCUUGGUGCGGAAGAAUCGCUACAAAACAAUUCUCCCAAAUCCUCACAGCAGAGUGUGCCUUACCUCAGCUGAUCAGGACGACCCACUUAGCUCUUACAUCAAUGCUAACUACAUCAGGGGCUAUGGAGGAGAGGAAAAGGUAUAUAUUGCUACUCAGGGACCGAUAGUUAAUACUGUCAGUGAUUUCUGGAGAAUGGUGUGGCAGGAGCGUUCUCCCAUCAUUGUCAUGAUUACCAAUAUAGAAGAGAUGAAUGAGAAAUGCACAGAAUAUUGGCCAGAGGAACAGGUCACCUACGAAGGAAUAGAAAUCACAGUUAACCAAGUCAUACAAGCAGAUGAUUACCGUUUAAGGCUCAUCACGUUGCAGAAAGGAGAAGAAGUCAGAAACCUGAAACAUUACUGGUACACAUCUUGGCCAGACCAGAAGACACCAGAUCAAGCUCCCCCUCUGUUACAGCUAGUACUGGAAGUGGACGAGGUAAUGCAGAGUGCAGAAGAGAAGAAUGCCCCAGUGAUUGUUCACUGCAGUGCAGGCAUCGGGAGGACAGGCUGCUUUAUUGCAACUAGUGUCUGUUGUAAACAGCUGAAGAGUGAGGGCAUAGUUGACAUAUUGCGAACAGCCUGCCAGUUACGGUUAGACAGGGGAGGAAUGAUCCAGACUUGUGAACAGUAUCAAUUUGUCCAUCAUGUCAUGAGCUUGUACGGAAAACAGCUUUCUAGAGCAGCAGAAGAAUAAGUGUUCAUGAUAUUCCUAAAGGCUAAAACCAAGAGAACUUUUGACUGCAUUCAGAUAUAUUUCAGAUCUGAUAAGAGAUGCAUGGUAACCUGGCUGUCUUAGCUGGAGAGAAAGAUAUAUUAUUUUACUUUGAUAUUGCUUUUAUGCUCUUGUUUGCAUUGACAUUUAAGAGCUGAGGUAUGCCUUGUCUUAAACAUAUGUGACAGGACAUAAUCUUCACCAAAAAAGGCUUAUUUAUACUGUAAAUAAGGAUAGUAGCUUCAUUUGUUACAAAA
Molecule: messenger RNA, 2999 nt
Organism: Cygnus olor (mute swan)
Lineage: Eukaryota; Metazoa; Chordata; Aves; Anseriformes; Anatidae
Gene: PTPN5
Product: protein tyrosine phosphatase non-receptor type 5
Biological process (GO): protein dephosphorylation
Molecular function (GO): protein tyrosine phosphatase activity
Source: RefSeq, a predicted model, not a curated record